Prosopis cineraria is the source of this 1045-nucleotide messenger RNA. Its product is annotated as dehydration-responsive element-binding protein 1E-like. Gene Ontology annotation, molecular function: DNA-binding transcription factor activity; DNA binding. The coding region runs from base 38 to 730 and encodes 230 amino acids. The transcript has a single exon. Gene Ontology annotation, biological process: regulation of DNA-templated transcription. NCBI's taxonomy places the organism in Eukaryota, Viridiplantae, Streptophyta, Magnoliopsida, Fabales, Fabaceae. The record is from RefSeq and is a predicted model, not a curated record.
UGCUCACUACUUUCUCACAUCAUCUUAUCCAAAUUUGAUGGAUUUUUUCAGACAAAACACAUUCGAUUCUUCUUCAGAGGGAAGUUUGUCGAGUGGUGGCGAGCCGAUGUUGUUAUUGGCGUCGGAGAGACCCAAGAAGCGAGCGGGACGGAGGGUUUUCAGGGAGACGAGGCAUCCCGUGUACAGAGGAGUACGAAGGAGGAACAACGACAAGUGGGUUUGCGAGGUUCGUGUGCCGAAUGAUAAGACAAGAAUUUGGCUCGGAACAUAUUCCACGGCGGAGAUGGCCGCUCGUGCUCAUGACGUGGCGGCACUGGCUCUUCGUGGGAAGUCGGCUUGCCUUAAUUUCGCUGACUCGUCUUGGAGGUUGACUCUGCCGGAAUCAACCAAUGCGGCGGAGAUUAGGAGCGUGGCCGCUCUCGCUGCUCAGGAAUUCGGCCGGAGUAGCAAUAGUGAUGAUGUUGAAGUUUGCAGCAGUCGCGGUAGUACAACGGUCGACGACGAAGUCAUCGGAGAUGCGUCGCCGUCGAAUAUUUUGCAGGAUUACUGUGAAGAAGAAGAGAGGUACAUCGAUCAAACUCCGGAGGCGUCGACGGAGUUUGACGAGCUCCGUCAUUUGUUGUUGAAUAUGGCGGAGGAACCUCUCCGAUCGCCACCCUCUUUUAGACCAUAUGGUUGGAGCUGGAAUGACGUGGAGGUUGAUACUGAGGUCUCACUGUGGCAGUAUUGAGAGCUCUAGGCGUUGCUCGUAUGAAUUACCGUAACAUCGUUUAAUUUGUGACGCGCAAAUAUGUUAUUUUGUAAUAUUAUCAGUUUUUUUUAAAGGGUCUUUUGAAAAUACCAAUAAAAAAAAAAUAAAACGGAGUCAGCAUCUCCAGCUUGUAUACGUAGAAAAGUUGCUUCAUGAAAAUGACAGGCCAGGUCUUUAUUCUUAACCUUGGACUAAGGUCAAAUGUUUGACUAUUAAGAACAUACAAAAGUUAUUUGUAAUUUAAUCUGUCCUAUCCUUGUUAUAAGAAUAUUUCUCAUAUUUUUUAAUAUAAGA